GGACGCCGUCGCCCUCCAGACCUCGCGCGAGGGCGGCGAUGGGCAAUAGAGAGAGAAGAGCUUCGUUUAAUUAAUAAGUUGUAAUUAAAUAUUUCUAUUUCCUCUUCAGUUUCCAAACACACACACACAUACGCACCUACACCUCUCUUCGGGAUAUUCUGUGUGAAGGGCAAGACACCGCUCGACAUUUCCUCCACCCCCCACUUGAACAAUAACUACCGCGACCAAGUCCUCUCCUCCAUUGUAACAACCCUCCCCCUCGAAUAGAAAAAUCAAGCGAGACGAUCCCAAAAUCCUCUCCUAGGAUGGCGACCAACGGCACGGCCAAGACCCCCAUCCGCGUGGUCGUCGGCAGCGACAACGCCGGCCACGCCUACAAGACUGCGCUCAAGGAGGUGCUCAAGAAACACGCGGGCGUGACGCACGUGCUGGACGUCGGCGUCGUCGACGCGGACGACGCCACGGCGUACCCGCACCUGGCGGUGGAUGCGUGCAAGAAGAUCAAGUCGGGAGAGGCCGACCGCGCGCUCCUGAUCUGCGGCACGGGCCUCGGGGUGGCCAUCUCGGCCAACAAGGUCGAGGGCAUCCGGGCCGUGACGGCGCACGACCCGUACAGCGUCGAGCGCAGCGUGCUCUCCAACAACGCGCAGGUGCUCUGCUUCGGUCAGCGCGUCAUCGGCCUCGAGCUGGCCAAGAAGCUGGUCGACGAGUGGGUCGAGCUGCGCUUCGACGAGACCAGCGCCAGCGCCGAGAAGGUCGCCCACAUCACAAAGUACGAGGAGCAGUUUGGCGAGUUGUGAACGCCGAGCAUGCGAGCGUGCGGACGGGGCGGCGGGCCAAAAAAAAGGGGGGCAGGGAAGAUCAUUUCAAAAGAAGAGGCGAGGGGGUGGUGGUGGGUGAGGAAGAAGGAGAAGAAAAGAGGCCUGAAUAUAUAUCCGCCACUGAUCCUUUGCGUUUUGGGGAGCAUUUGCUGGGUGUUCCCUUUUUGUUGGAUUCUUGGAUUGAGGGGCGGAAAUUAAAAAAAAAAAAAGGUCUGCUGCCAUGCGCAUAUAGAAGAGCAUGUAUCUGACAUCUUUGUCGUCCAACACAAAUUCCCAAUGUCCACGAUGCCAUGAUGGCCGCAGCCUCGAAUCCGGCACCCAUGAACGGGGGCCUCGCAUCUCACAACGUCUUCCCUUUCUCCGAGCCGACACCGUGCAGGAUCUGUCUCUUGACUCUGACAAACGCGUCGACGCCCAUCAGGCACGCUAAACUCCCAGAGAUCCCAACAGACCGUUAGCCAAGCUGUGUUUCCAAACCGACAACCAAGGUUCCUGCAUUCACUCAUGCCGAACCUAUAUCUCGGAGACAGAAACGAAGGGAAAAGGAACGUACCGAGAACCAAGUAAGGCACGUAGAGCCCGUACAGGUCCGACUUCUGCGCAGCCGUGUAGCCCUCCCAGGCGGAAAUGUCGACGACGCAGGUGAGCGUGG
This is a messenger RNA of Cladophialophora immunda, 1473 nucleotides long. Its product is annotated as ribose 5-phosphate isomerase. Gene Ontology annotation, biological process: carbohydrate metabolic process. Lineage: Eukaryota; Fungi; Ascomycota; Eurotiomycetes; Chaetothyriales; Herpotrichiellaceae. The transcript has 2 exons. Gene Ontology annotation, cellular component: intracellular anatomical structure. The record is from RefSeq and is a predicted model, not a curated record. The coding region runs from base 306 to 800 and encodes 164 amino acids. Gene Ontology annotation, molecular function: isomerase activity.